Messenger RNA from Dacryopinax primogenitus, 904 nucleotides. Its product is annotated as polyubiquitin UbiD/Ubi4. The record is from RefSeq and is a predicted model, not a curated record. The transcript is spliced from 3 exons. Gene Ontology annotation, biological process: modification-dependent protein catabolic process; protein ubiquitination. Lineage: Eukaryota; Fungi; Basidiomycota; Dacrymycetes; Dacrymycetales; Dacrymycetaceae. Bases 47 to 736 code for a protein of 229 amino acids. Gene Ontology annotation, cellular component: cytoplasm; nucleus. Gene Ontology annotation, molecular function: protein tag activity; ubiquitin protein ligase binding.
CGCUCGUACAACCAAGUUUACAAACGCUCUUCAUAUACUUGCCGCCAUGCAGAUCUUCGUCAAGACUCUCACUGGCAAGACCAUCACACUCGAGGUCGAGUCCUCGGACACGAUCGACAACGUCAAAGCCAAGAUCCAGGACAAGGAGGGCAUCCCUCCUGACCAGCAGAGGCUGAUCUUCGCUGGCAAGCAGCUUGAGGACGGCCGUACCCUGUCGGAUUACAAUAUCCAGAAGGAAUCCACCCUUCACCUGGUGCUUCGUCUCCGUGGUGGAAUGCAGAUCUUCGUCAAGACCCUCACGGGGAAGACCAUCACCCUCGAGGUGGAGUCCUCCGACACGAUUGAUAAUGUCAAGGCGAAGAUUCAGGAUAAGGAGGGUAUCCCUCCUGACCAGCAGAGGCUGAUCUUCGCCGGCAAGCAGCUUGAGGACGGUCGCACUCUUUCGGACUACAACAUUCAGAAGGAAUCCACCCUUCACUUAGUGCUUCGUCUCCGGGGUGGCAUGCAGAUCUUUGUCAAGACUCUGACAGGCAAGACCAUCACCCUCGAGGUCGAGUCAUCGGACACCAUCGACAACGUCAAGGCAAAAAUCCAGGACAAGGAAGGCAUCCCUCCCGACCAGCAACGGCUGAUCUUUGCUGGCAAGCAGCUCGAGGACGGUCGCACUCUUUCUGACUACAAUAUCCAGAAGGAGUCGACGCUUCACCUGGUGCUCCGUCUCCGUGGCGGCAACUGAGCGCAGGAAUUCUGCGUCCCCCGAAUUUCAACGUUCUUUGAUCCCGUGUAAUUCCAUACUAUGUACCAUCUUGUCGCCAUCACUCUAUCGACCAAUGAAUAACAGUGUUUACAAGAUGUAUGCGCCGAUUUCCACAUGUAUACGUGCUUUUUUAGCCCGACAAGCAAC